CUACAAAACCACUUUUGCUAAAGUGCCUGACGCUCGUUUCAUCCCACUACUACAUAGCCCCUCCGUUCGUUAUUAUAGCCCUGUCAUUCGUUUUUGACGGAUUUUGCUGCUCGCCUUCAAACUUGACAAGCGGUAUUUCCGCCGGAGUUCGUCUCUGGUAUGCUCAUAAUUCUUGAUCUGCUGCCACUGCUGAGUUCUUAAAUGUCCCAGCUCCCGACCAAACCACAGAAUUCCUCGCCUGAUGCACAACUGCUGCAGUCACGUCCGACUGCACAGAGACACUUGACCUCUGGUUCCAUAGAUACGAAUGCAUCUGGAUUGGCAGACAGUACCAUAAGCUUCGCAGGUUCACUUCAUCUCGGCCGAUUUCCUGCUCCUCCAUUAUCCAUUCCCGGUACUCCCGCACAGUCUGAGUACAGUCCCUCUAUCGCUGGUUCAGGCUUUUCUUAUCGAACUGGGAGUACAACACCCAUUCUUCCGCGACGGAAAAAAUCGAAUGCUGUUACCCCAGCUUCAGGGUCCCCGACUAUUGUACAUAGGCCACUACCUUCACCUAAGUCGAAUUUCUCAGCUGGGCACAACAGAAAACCCACGGAGGCUGUUAAAUCACCGCCAUCAUCACUAAAGUCUCGAACAAUAUCACCCUAUGAUUGGCACGAGGGAGCUUCUAGUAUAGAUGUGGAUGCCGCAGAGGACCGACUCCUUCCCACUAACUUCAUCACGUCACUCCUUCAAGAAAAUACAACUGUUCGACGUGCUUCGAUAAGCAGCGACGCGUACAGUGGCUUCUCAGAAAUGACUUACCCUCCGGUCAUGCGGUAUCCUGGCCCAUCUGAAAGACCACCGCCUCUUCCUACGCCCUUAUCACAGAGAGCACCCCUUUCAAAACCGCAAGGCGCUCGUCCACCACCCAGUGCAUUUUCUCCCAUCCCUGAAGCUGUUGGCCAUGUAUCGGAUGAUUCUGAUACACUCGCUUCAAACAGUGAAUUUACGACAACAGUAAUCAGAUCUGCAAGUAUCUCCCGAGGUCUCAGCUUAGUGGGAGCCUCUGUCGUAGGUGUAGCACCUGCUAGACUACAGAGUUAUUCAAGUGGCACCCCCAUUGACGUGCGUGACUGCUUGACACCCAGUGAUGAUAGAACUUUGUCAUACGGCCCAUUCGGGAAUAUCUCUUCUCAUCAUCAGAGCGCAGCCCUACCCUCUUCUUCAAUGCAAGCGAAUUUUCCUCCUGACUAUCCACGGGUUUCGCCAUCUCGGCAGUCUAUUCGUUCUACUAAAAGUUUUGUUCCAUCGGUCAUUUCGCGAAUAUCAGAAACUGGACGCUCUAUAGCCCGAGGUUUGCCCUGGAAAAGGAAACCUUUGCCUCCUGUGCCAACAAUACCUCAUAUACCAAUUGCUGCCGAGAAUCAGUCGCGUCUCGAAGAAUCGCGUGUCCCGCUACCUCAACUAGUCGCCCGAGCAGAUAUGUUGAAUGGAUUAUUAGAAAAAGGCUACCAUCCGCAUCAGAGCAUUGACUCGUAUUACGGUGCUUUACCCAAGGAAGAUUCGCAUACGUCGGCAUUAGAAGGGAGCGAUGGUUAUGUGCAUGUACAAGACGGUGGAAGCUUAUCGACGGAUCUGUCGGGUCAGCUCAAACCCAACAGAGCAAUGAAGCCUCCUAACCCCAACAGAAAGCGAUACCUCAUCGUCCUUGCUAUAUUCAUUGUUAUUGCUGCAGCUGCUAUUGGUGCAGGUGUUGGUGUGUCCAUCAGCCGCAAGGGUUCUUCUACAGUACCCGUGUGUUCCAACGCAAAUACCACGGGGUUAUCUUGUGACCUAGAUGCGACUUGUGUGUGUACAUCGAGUGUGUCUGGACAAUGUAACGGCCUUGCGCAAAGCGUCGUUACUCUAACGCCUACCAUGAAUCAGCUCUUCAAUAUAAAUUAUUCUGUGGACGAGGUAUAUACAGCUAUAUGGCUGGCGGACGGUUCACCUACCGGUAGCAACUGUGCAUCUCAAGCUCUUCUUAUCGACACCCCCGGCCUUUCAUCAGCGACUACUCCCAAUCGUACAAGCUGGGCAAGGUCUGCCAUGCUCUGGAACCUGGUUCAGUCUCAGGAUGUCACCGCUAUACAUAAUCUGCAGUCUUUCACAAACAGUGCACCAUGGUCUACUCUUAGCUCUGAUGGACCCAUCACCGGGAAAUCUUCGUCGUUUUCUGUCACCGUGUCUGGUUUCACGUUCGACUUUGCCGAUCAGACUAUAACUCAACCUGCUGUGAGCUUUACUGACAAUGGACAACCGGUCAGUGCACAAAUUUCUCGAAUAGGAAGCACGGCAUUAGCAGCACUCAAUCGUAUGUAUACUUAUGCAGCUGCUUCUUCGACACAACGUUCGAAUGCGCUUGAACUCUACUGGGUGAAUGUUUUAGGUCAAAGAGCAAGCGACUUAUCCAAUUUUCGAUCCGCCGUGAUAUCGUCGUCGAUUUUGAUCCCUUUUGACGCCACCUACAAUGCGAGCUCACAAGCUCUAGCAAACCAAAUGACGAAUUCCACCACGCAGGCGUUUCCGGUCCCUCUCUCUUGUUAUCCUGGAUUGAAUAGCACACAAAUUCAGCAGAUAAACGAUAUUGAGCAGACAGUAUACGGAUUAUCCGCGGUCUCGCCUGUUUCCUCCUUCGAUACUUCUUGCUAUCCUGACCGUCCCUUGUACGGUGUGUUGGAUGUGUUGCGACUUCGUCUUCCUUUCGUUGACUCUCGCACUGGGGUCGCCAUGCAAGCGGUAUCCCUGCAGCACGUUGUCAGCCCGAGAGCUGUGGUCCGCAGAGGUGAAGUCCUGAGUGCCUUACCCUUGUCAUCCAACGCUUCUGCCUUCACCGCAGCUACAAGCAACCCUCGGAGCUAUGGUACCCUCAACAACUUUGACCAUGUUCUACUCGAUUAUCUAUAUUCUAUCCCAGAUGUCAAUGUCGCUACCGCAUUGGCGUCCUUUCUUCUGUCGACUUCGAAUGCCGCUCCUCCCUCCAAUACAUCUACGUUAGCCAAUUCCAUCGGAACCAUCCCGUCCUUGGAAGUAGCCAUUUUUGGAUCUGUACUUCCCUCGGAUAUAAAUUCUGUAAUCUCAUCUUUCGUGACACCAACUGGCGCUCUUUUUUUUGGUUCAACUCAGGGGCAAUCUAUGCGCGAUUGGGCUAUCAUCGGCACAGGUACCUCUGUCGUUUGGGCCGAAAGCGCUUUUUCGACGCAAGUGGUUCGAGAUUCCUCCCUAUCAGACACAACGUUCGAGGCAAUUUGGGAUAACGCUGCUUUGGCCAUUGAUAACAAUGUGCAAAAUGUCGGUGUGGGGAAUAUUACGAGCUCUUUGCAAUCUACAGGAAAAUUUUCUUCAUGACGAAUUCAUUUAUUUUAGUAUUCUUAUUGUUCCCUGCAUAUGUGGUACAUACUCUUUAUGUAUGGUAUGCUCUUCAUUGGAAUUGGUUUAUCCGUUAGCAUUGCUGUACCGUAGUUGCACAUUCCUACUUGCUAUAUUGUUCACUUGCUCACUUAGUUUUGGAUGCAAUUCAUCCUAGUGACAAAUACAUGUUUCUGUUAUCACGUGA
Messenger RNA from Lentinula edodes (shiitake mushroom), 3577 nucleotides. RefSeq lists its product as uncharacterized. Lineage: Eukaryota; Fungi; Basidiomycota; Agaricomycetes; Agaricales; Omphalotaceae. The record is from RefSeq and is a predicted model, not a curated record. The coding region runs from base 202 to 3369 and encodes 1055 amino acids. The transcript has 4 exons.